AAUGACAUCACCACUGGAAGCCCGGAUGUAGUCUGCUAGCUGACGGACCGGCUGCAGAGGAAUCUGCAGGACGCUAGCUGGCCGCAUUGUUUCGUUUAAUUUUGGCGAUUUCAAGCGUCUGAUAUGGCGGACUCAACAGAGCAAGAGCCAUCGCUUGCAGCGCCUGUGCAAUCAGUGCUCGACGUGAAUGUAUUUGUGGAAUAUCUAAGAAAAGUCGUUCCGAUACUCCUGGAUGAUGAAGAUCCCCAACUCCGAUCAUUUCAGGCAGCACUCAAUGACAAGCAGAAUGCUGAGACGAUCAAGAAGUUUAUUAGUGACUCUCAGACUCCAUCGCUUCUCUUCCAGCGUGUUGCUGCGAAAGAGGAAAGUGAAGAGGGGUCAGAAGGUGAUGUUGAGAACAACAGGGUCUACCAUGUUUCCCCAGAAGUGCACUUCAGCAGUGCCAAAAUGAUCAGUGUUGUCUUCAUCAAACGAGGUCCUGUGAUUGAAGCAGACAAACCAGUGUCCUCACAGGUGCGAGUGAUGAACUUCAGUGAUGGCUCACCAUAUGAGACUUUGCAUGCCUACGUUAGCAACGCUGUUGCACCAUACUUCAAGUCCUACAUCAAAGAGACAGGCAAAGCAGAAAGAGAUGGAGACAAGAUGGCUCCUACAGUUGAAAAGAAGAUUGCUGAACUGGAAAUGGGGCUGCUUCAUCUGCAGCAAAACAUUGACAUUCCAGAAAUCACCUUGCCAGUGAACCCUGUUGUCUCUGCAGUGAUCAAAAAGUGCCUGGAAGAAAACCGCAAGCCAAAAGUGGAAGAUUUUGGGGACAAAGUGGAAGAUGCUCAGUUCCUCAACAAUCUCCAAAGUGGUGUCAACCGGUGGAUCCGGGAAAUACAGAAGGUAACCAAACUUGAUCGUGAUCCAUCUUCUGGAACUGCUCUGCAAGAAAUUUCAUUUUGGCUCAAUCUUGAACGAGCUCUGCUUCGUAUCCAAGAGAAACGUGAAAGCCUUGAAAUUGUCUUAACUCUGGAGAUUCUCAAACAUGGGAAGCGUUUUCAUGCAACAGUGAGCUUUGAUUCUGAUACAGGUCUGAAACAGGCCAUGGCAACUGUGAAUGACUACAACCAGCUGAUGAAGGACUUCCCUAUCAAUGACCUACUGUCAGCCACAGAGCUGGAUCGGCUUCGUUUGUCUCUACAAAGCAUCUUUUUGCAUCUCCGCAAAAUCCGCCCAACAAAGUAUCCAAUUCAGCGGGCACUACGUCUUGUGGAGGCCAUCUCUCGUGAUCUCAGUACCCAGUUGCUUAAGGUGCUGGGCACUCGUCGAUUGAUGCACAUACCAUAUGAUGAAUUUGAAAAGGUGAUGGCUUCUUGCUUCGAUGUGUUCCUCACAUGGGAUGAUGAGUAUGACAAGCUGCAGGCUAUGCUGCGCGAUCUUGUAAAGAAAAAGCGAGAGGAACAUCUCCGCAUGGUGUGGCGUGUCAACCCGGCUCACAAACGCCUACAGGCUCGUCUGGACCAUAUGCGCAAGUUUCGGCGCCAACAUGAACAGCUUCGUCAGGUGAUCAUUCGAGUGCUGCGUCCAUCUACCAAGGGUCGCACUGGUACACCUGGAGCAGAGGAACAGGAGAGCAAGAUUGAACCAGUUGUAGAUGAGGCAGCAGAUGCUAACGCCAUUGAGGAGGUGAACCUGGCAUAUGAAAAUGUCAAAGAGGUGGAUGUACUGGAUGUUUCAAAAGAAGGUGCUGAUGCUUGGGAGGCUGCCAUCAAGAGGUACGAUGAGCGCAUUGAUCGUGUGGAAACAAGAAUUACAGCUCGACUCCGUGACCAACUGGGCACUGCUCGCAAUGCCAAUGAGAUGUUCCGCAUCUUCUCACGUUUUAAUGCACUCUUUGUGCGCCCUCACAUUCGGGGUGCCAUUCGGGAAUACCAGACACAGCUUAUCCAGCGUGUGAAGGAUGACAUUGAGUCACUUCAUGAGAAAUUCAAGGUGCAGUACCCUCAGAGCAAGUCCUGUAGAAUGAGUCGAUGCCAUGACUUUCCACCUGUUUCUGGAUCCAUCAUCUGGGCUCGACAGAUUGAGCGUCAGCUGAAUGCCUACAUGCACCGAGUAGAGGAUGUGUUGGGCAAGGGCUGGGAGAACCAUGUUGAAGGGCAGAAACUGAAGAAUGAUGGGGAGAGCUUCCGCAUGAAGCUGAACACACAAGAAUUGUUUGACGAAUGGACUCGCAAGGUGCAAAACAAGCAGCUGACAGUGACAGGAAGUUUCACCAUCACUAGUGUACGUGGUACAACCAAAAAUAUUCUCAAGCUGGGUGUCAACUUCCAGACUGAGAUCAUACAACUGGCAAAGGAGGUGAGAAAUCUGCGCUGGCUUGGAUUUCGUGUUCCAUUGGCCAAUGUCAACAAAGCUCAUCAGGCCAACCAGCUGUAUCCCUUUGCUAUCUCCCUCACUGAAAGUGUGCGCACAUAUGACCAGACAUUGAAAAAGAUUGAGGGCAAAGAUUCUAUCAGACUGCUCAUUGCAGGAAUGAGGAAGGAUGUUCAGAAUCUGAUUGCUGAGGGCUGUGGACUGACUUGGGAAUCAUACAAGCUUGACCCAUAUGUCCAGAGACUGGCAGACACAGUCUUUACUUUCCAAGAAAAGGUUGAUGAUUUACUAUCCAUGGAAGAAGAAAUUGACUUGGAGAUUCGUGGACUGGAAACCUGUGCCUACAAUGCUGCAACAUUCCGGGAGAUUCUGGCCAAGAUUCAAAAGGCCAUUGACAAUUUGUCACUGCACUCUUUCUCCAAUCUGCCCCAGUGGGUGGCGCGAGUUGAUGAUGAGGUUGAAAAAAGACUGGCAAUGCGAAUUGAAGCAGGCGUGAAAGCCUGGAUUCAGUGUCUCCAUGGACAGAAGGAUGACUACAUUGACCACUCUAUGGAUACUGAUGAGCCUAAACAGCAAGCACACAAACCAGGAGGAGAACCCCACAUUAAGCCCCUUGUGCAUGAGCUGCGCAUCACCAACCAACUGAUGUAUGUGAACCCUCCUGUUGAAGAUUCUCAUUAUCAGCUGCUACAGGAGUUGUUUGCAUGGGAAGCCAUUGUUACAGGACUGCCUCGCAUUCAGCAUUCCGCUACCAGGUAGGACACUUUUCUAACUUACACUGAGUCUGACAUGGAUCGUACAUAUCGCAAGGUCCUGACAAAAAUGCCAGAAGGCAGCCAGGUGUUGGACAGUGCCUAUGCCGCUAUCCAGAAAGUAGUAGAUGACUUCAAAAAAUAUGUUAAUGUGUGGCUGCGGUACCAGGCAUUGUGGGAUCUGAAUCCAGAUGUUCUGUAUGGCCGUUUAGGCACCAAUCUCAAGCUGUGGAUGGCUACUCUUGAAGAGAUCAAGUCCUCAAGAAAGACUUUUGACACCUCAGAGACGCAGACAGAGAUUGGUCCUGUGGUUGUGCAAUUUGGAAAGGUACAGUCCAAGGUCACUUUGAAGUAUGAUUCCUGGCACAAGGAAGUUUUGAGCAAGUUUGGCAGCAUGCUGGGUAAUGAAAUGGCUGAAUUCCACUCCCAGAUUUCCAAAUCUCGGUCUGAUCUGGAGCAGCAGUCCCUGGACACAGCCAACACUUCAGAGGCUGUGGGCCUGAUUACACAUGUCCAGUCUCUCAAGCGUAAAGUCAAGAACUGGGAAAAGCAAGUGGAUAUGUACAAGGAGGGCCAAAGAAUCUUGGAGCGCCAGAGAUUCCAGUUUCCCACCAGUUGGCUGUACAUUGACAAUGUGGAGGGUGAGUGGGGCGCCUUCAAUGACAUCAUGAAGCGCAAGGACUCGUCCAUCCAGACCCAAGUGGCCAGUUUGCAGAUGAAGAUAUCUUCAGAAGACACAUUGGUCGAGAAUAAGACCUCCACCAUGCUGCAGGAGUGGGAGAAGGAGAAACCUGUUGCUGGGGAAAUGAGACCUGACAAUGCCCUGAAGUCAUUGACCAUCUUUGAAGGCAAAUUCAAUCGUCUCAAAGAGGAACGAGACAAUGUUGCUCGAGCAAAGGAAGCCUUGGAGCUGUCAGAACCAGGUCAAGUUAGCCCGAGCCAAGAGCGCAUGCAGGUGGCUCUGGAGGAGCUUGCUGAUCUCAAGGGAGUGUGGUCAGAACUGGCUCGUGUUUGGGAGCAGAUUGAUGAGCUCAAAGAGAAACCUUGGCUGUCUGUGGCUCCUAGAAAGCUGCGCCAGUCCCUGGACUCGCUGCUGAACCAGAUGAAGGAGAUGCCUGCUCGCUUAAGAACACUACUUUCCUUUGAGCAUGUUAAGAGGACUCUGCAAAAUUAUGCCAAGGUCAACGUGCUUGUAGUAGAACUCAAGUCAGAGGCCCUGAAAGAGAGGCACUGGAAACAACUGAUGAAACGGCUGAACGUCAGCUGGGUGUUGUCAGAGCUCACUCUUGGCCACAUCUGGGAUAUUGACUUACAGAGGCAUGAAAGCAUUGUCAAGGAUGUCAUCAGUGUUGCUCAGGGAGAGAUGGCUCUUGAAGAAUUUCUCAAACAGGUCAGUGAAGUAUGGCGAGGCUAUGAACUGGAUCUCAUCAACUACCAAAACAAGUGCAAGCUGAUCCGUGGCUGGGAUGACCUCUUUACCAAGGUCAAAGAGCAUAUCAACAGUGUCACAGCUAUGAAACUGUCUCCCUAUUAUAAGCAAUUUGAGGAAGAUGCUUUAGCUUGGGAGGACAAGUUGAACCGCAUCAAUGCCCUGUUUGAUGUGUGGAUUGAUGUUCAGAGACGUUGGGUCUACUUGGAAGGCAUAUUUACAGGCAGUGCUGACAUCAAACAUCUCCUGCCAGUGGAAACAUCACGCUUCCAAGGAGUAAGUACUGAGUUUCUGGGUCUGAUGAAGAAAGUGGCCAAAUCACCAUUGGUGACAGAUGUGCUUAACAUUGCCAAUGUUCAGCGCCAGUUAAAACGUUUAGCAGACCUUCUAGGGAAGAUUCAGAAGGCUCUUGGAGAGUAUCUAGAGCGGGAACGUGCAUCUUUCCCAAGGUUCUACUUUGUGGGUGAUGAGGAUCUGCUGGAGAUCAUUGGUAACAGCAAGAACAUUCCUCGCCUGCAAAAGCAUUUCAAAAAGAUGUUUGCUGGUGUGGCCUCUAUCAUCCUUAAUGAGGAUGACUCUCAGGUUGUGGGGCUAACAUCCAAGGAGGGAGAAGAGGUGAUCUUUUCUACCCCUGUCUCCAUUGCUGCUCACCCCAAGAUAAAUGAGUGGCUGACCCUUGUGGAGAAAGAGAUGAGAGUGACAUGGGCCAAACAGCUGGCAGGAGCUGUGCAAGAUGUUGCAGGCUUCAAGUCAGGACAGAUCAACCAGAGCCAGUACCUGGAGUGGGUGGACAAAUACCAGGCCCAGCUGGUGGUUCUGGCGGCUCAGAUAUCUUGGUCAGAGAGCGUGGAGCAGGCACUGCAGGUCUCAGCAGUACUGGGGACAAGUUCCAAAGUGUCUGCAGUUCUAAAGGCUGUAGAGUCCACCCUCAACGUGCUGGCUGACUCUGUGCUCUAUGCACAGCCUCCAGUCAGGCGCAAGAAACUGGAAAGUCUGAUCACAGAACUGGUACACCAGAGAGACAUCACACGGACACUAAUCCGCAACAAAGUGGACAAUCCCAAGUCCUUUGACUGGCUCUGCCAGAUGCGACUGUAUUUUGAUCCCAAACAAGCUGAUGUCCUACAGCAGCUGUCUAUCCAAAUGGCUAAUGCCAAGUUCAACUAUGGCUUUGAGUAUCUGGGCGUGCAGGACAAACUAGUUCAGACACCUCUGACUGACCGUUGCUACCUCACCAUGACACAGGCUCUGGAAGCCCGUCUAGGAGGUUCUCCAUUGACUUUGUUUACAGGCCCUGCUGGAACUGGCAAGACAGAGUCCGUGAAAGCCCUAGGCAACCAGUUGGGACGUUUUGUUCUGGUCUUCAAUUGUGAUGAAACAUUUGACUUCCAGGCAAUGGGGCGAAUUUUUGUUGGUUUGUGCCAAGUUGGAGCAUGGGGAUGUUUUGAUGAAUUUAACCGUCUGGAGGAGCGCAUGUUGUCAGCUGUGUCUCAGCAGAUCCAGACUAUUCAGGAGGCACUGAAAGAACUGGCCAACCCAGAGAAAAAGGAAAAGAGGUCGUCCUAGACAUUUCAUGUGGAGCUGAUUGGACGUCAAGUGAAAGUUAACCCAGACAUGGCCAUCUUCAUCACCAUGAACCCAGGAUAUGCAGGCCGCUCCAAUCUGCCAGACAACUUGAAAAAGCUGUUCCGCAGUCUGGCCAUGACAAAACCUGACCGCCAACUUAUUGCUCAAGUCAUGCUGUACUCCCAGGGUUUCCGACAAGCAGAAAAACUGGCCAGCAAGAUUGUACCCUUCUUUCAGCUUUGUGAUGAGCAGCUGUCUCCUCAGUCUCAUUAUGACUUUGGAUUGCGAGCCCUGAAGAGUGUGCUAGUCAGUGCAGGUAACAUCAAACGUGACCGAAUCCAGCGGGUGAAGCAGGGCCUUGAGAGGGGAGAGCCUGUUAAUGAGACAACCAUUGCUGAAAAUGUUCCAGAACAGGAGAUUCUCAUUCAGAGUGUGAUGGAGACCAUGGUACCAAAGCUAGUGGCUGAAGACAUUCCUCUUCUGCACUCUCUCUUGUCUGAUGUCUUCCCUGGUGUUGCCUAUACACCUGCUCAAAUGCUGGAGCUGCGGCGUGAGCUGCGAAAGAUGUGUUCAGAAAUGUACCUCACAUAUGGAGAGAAUGAUGAACAAGGCACGCAGUGGGUAGAGAAGGUACUUCAGCUGUACCAGAUCACAGCCCUGCACCAUGGCCUCAUGAUGGUUGGACCCAGUGGCAGUGGCAAAUCCACAGCCUGGCGAGUGCUGCUGAAGGCUUUGGAAAGAUUGGAAGGCAUCGAGGGAGUGGCUCAUGUCAUUGAUCCCAAGUCUAUCUCCAAGGAGGCCUUGUAUGGAAACCUGGAUCCCAACACACGGGAAUGGACAGAUGGUCUUUUCACUCAUAUCUUGAGAAAGAUCAUUGACAAUGUACGUGGAGAGCUGUCCAAACGUCAGUGGAUCAUCUUUGACGGUGAUGUGGACCCAGAGUGGGUGGAGAACCUUAACUCUGUGCUUGAUGACAACAAACUCCUCACCCUGCCCAAUGGUGAACGUUUAGGUAUUCCACCCAAUGUGCGCAUCAUGUUUGAAGUUCAGGACCUGAAGUAUGCAACACUGGCUACUGUCAGUCGCUGUGGGAUGGUGUGGUUCAGUGAAGAUGUGCUGUCUACAGACAUGAUCUUUGAGAACUACCUACAGACACUGCGGCAUGUACCUCUGGAAGAAAGUGAAGAGGAUGUCAAGUAUAUGUCACGAGCUGGCACUGGUGCAGGAGACGCUAAGGAAGAAGAGGUUUCACCUACUCUCCAAGUUCAGAGGGAUGCAGCCGUCUUGUUAGCCCCCUUCUUUUCCUUGGAUGGUAUCAUUAUGAAGUGCCUGGAGUUUGGCAAGGACUUGGAUCACAUCAUGGACUUUACCCGUCUCAGGGCCCUUAAUUCAUUGUUUUCCAUGCUCAACCAGGGAGUGCGCAAUGUUUUGGCAUACAACCGCAGUCAUGAUUUCCCCAUGCAGGCUGAUCACAUGGAGAGGUACCUGAGCAAGUACCUGGUCUACAGUUUACUGUGGUCCAUCACAGGUGAUAGUCGCCUUAAGGUUCGCCAGGAGCUUGGAGAUUACUUGCGUGGAAUCACUACUGUGCCACUGCCGCCCACUACCAACGCACUCAUCAUCGACUAUGAAGUAUCACCAGCAGGGGAAUGGGUCCCCUGGCAGUCCAAGGUACCGAAAGUUGAGGUUGAAACACACAAGGUGGCAGCAGCUGACCUGGUCAUUCCAACCAUUGAUACUGUGCGCCAUGAGAGCUUGUUGUACACGUGGCUGGCAGAGCACAAACCUUUGGUGCUAUGUGGUCCUCCAGGUUCUGGUAAAACCAUGACGCUCUUCAGUGCCUUGCGUGCACUACCUGACAUGGAGGUAGUAGGCUUGAACUUCUCAAGCGCAACUACACCAGAACUACUGCUCAAGACAUUUGACCAUUACUGUGAGUUCCGGCGCACCCCCAAUGGCAUUGUCCUUUCUCCCAUUCAGCUGAAUAAGUGGCUUGUGCUCUUUUGUGAUGAGAUCAACCUGCCAGACAUGGACAAGUAUGGCACACAGCGUGUCAUUUCCUUCCUGCGUCAGAUGAUGGAGCAUGGUGGCUUUUACCGUACCUCUGACCAAGCAUGGGUACAGUUUGAGAGGAUUCAGUUUGUGGGUGCAUGCAAUCCGCCGACUGACCCUGGUCGAAAGCCACUUUCUCACAGAUUUCUGCGUCAUGUACCAGUGGUGUAUGUGGACUACCCAGGUGAAAUGUCACUAAAGCAGAUUUAUGGAACAUUCAACCGUGCAAUGCUUCGCCUUGUGCCCAGUCUCAAGCCAUAUUCAGACCCACUGACUAACGCCAUGGUGGAGUUCUACAUCAUGUCGCAGGAGAGAUUUACCCAGGACAUGCAGCCCCACUAUAUCUACAGUCCCCGUGAAAUGACACGAUGGGUGAGAGGCAUAUGUGAGGCCAUCAGACCCAUGGAGACUUUAAGCCUGGAGGGACUAGUCCGCAUCUGGGCACAUGAGGCUCUACGCCUUUUCCAGGACAGGUUAAUUGAAGAUGAGGAACGUCUCUGGACUGAUCAAAAUGUAGAUGCUGUGGCAAUAAAGCACUUCCCUAACAUUGACCGUGAAGUUGCUCUUUGUCGCCCCAUCCUCUUCAGCAAGUGGCUGUCCAAAGACUAUGUUCCAGUGGACCGCGAGGUGCUCCGUGAAUACACCAAGGCUAGGCUAAAGGUAUUCUAUGAAGAAGAGCUGGAUGUUCCACUGGUGCUGUUUGAUGAAGUUUUGGACCAUGUGCUGCGCAUUGACCGUAUUUUCCGGCAGCCCCAGGGACACCUGCUACUGAUUGGUGUGAGCGGCUCAGGAAAAACUACUCUGUCCCGUUUUGUGGCCUGGAUGAAUGGAUUAAGUGUGUACCAGAUCAAGGUGCACAACAAAUACACUGCUGCUGAUUUUGAUGAAGACCUGCGAACAGUCUUGAGAAGAUCUGGUUGCAAGGAUGAAAAGAUCUGCUUCAUCAUGGAUGAGUCCAAUGUUUUGGACUCCAGCUUUCUAGAGCGUAUGAAUACACUGCUGGCUAACGGUGAGGUUCCUGGCUUGUUUGAGGGUGACGAGUACACGACCUUGAUGACUCAGUGUAAAGAGGGGGCAGCACGGGAAGGUCUGAUGUUGGACUCUGCAGAGGAACUGUACAAGUGGUUUACAGGACAGGUGAUCAAGAACCUUCACGUGGUCUUUACCAUGAAUCCAUCUUCAGAAGGUCUUAAGGACAGAGCUGCCACAUCCCCAGCCCUUUUCAACAGGUGUGUCUUGAACUGGUUUGGUGACUGGUCAAAAGGGGCUCUGUAUCAGGUGGGCAAAGAGUUUACUAGCAAGAUGGACCUGGAAAAAGGGGGUUAUUCAGCACCUUCCAACUUCCCUGUCGCCUAUGAAGGCCUGUCACCAAACCCAAGUCACCGGGAAGCUGUGGUGAAUGCAUUUGUUUAUGUUCAUCAAUCUCUGCACCAAGCCAACAGCCGCAUCAGCCGUCGUGGUGGGCGCACUACAGCUGUUACUCCACGCCAUUAUCUCGAUUUCAUCAACCACUAUGUGAAGCUGUAUCAGGAAAAGCGAUCAGACCUGGAGGAGCAGCAGCUUCAUUUAAAUGUGGGUCUGCAAAAAAUUCGUGAGACUGUACAGCAGGUGGAGGAACUUCAAAAGUCACUCUCCAUAAAGCGCAUUGAACUGGAAGAGAAAAACAAUGCUGCCAACCUCAAACUAAAACAGAUGGUGAAAGACCAGCAGGAGGCAGAACGCAAGAAGGUGACUUCCCAGGAGAUCCAGCAGGCACUCAUUGAACAAACCAAAGUCAUCAAUGAGAAGCAAUCCAGUGUCAUGGCAGAUUUGGCCCAGGUGGAGCCUGCAGUCAUUGAGGCUCAGAAUGCUGUGAAGUCUAUAAAGAAGAAGGACCUAGUGGAGAUACGAUCCAUGGGCAACCCCCCACCAGUGGUGAAGCUGGCCUUGGAGGCCAUCUGUCUUCUGCUUGGGGAGAAUGCCUCCGACUGGAAAGUUAUCCGGGCGGUCAUCAUGAAAGACUCCUUCAUUUCCAGCAUUGUCUCCUAUAAGACUGACGACAUCACGGAUGACAUUCGAAGCAAGAUGAAGAGCAAAUAUCUGAAUAAUCCUGAUUACAACUAUGAGAAAGUCAAUCGUGCCAGCUUGGCAUGUGGCCCUAUGGUCAAGUGGGCCAUAGCACAGAUUAACUAUGCGGACAUGCUGAAGCGCGUGGAGCCUCUGCGCAAUGAACUGCAGGAGCUGGAGACUCAAGCAGAAGAGAACCGCUUGAAGGGGGAGGAGGUCAACAAGCUCAUCCAGGGGCUGGAGCAGUCCAUCGCCAAGUACAAAGAAGAAUAUGCUGUCCUCAUCUCACAGGCACAGGCCAUCAAGGCAGACCUGUCAGCCGUUGAGGCCAAGGUGGAGCGCAGUGUGGCCCUGCUGAACAGCCUGGCAAAUGAGAAACAGCGUUGGGAGGCUGGCAGCGAGACUUUCAAGCACCAGAUGGCCACGAUCAUUGGCGAUGUUCUUCUGUCCUCAGCAUUCAUGGCAUAUGCUGGCUACUUCGACCAACAGAUGAGGCAAAACCUGUUUACCAACUGGUGCAAUCAUCUGCAAAAUGCCAUGAUCCAGUAUCGUCAGGACUUGGCUCGCACAGAGUACCUGUCCAACCCUGAUGAGCGGCUCAGCUGGCAGGCUAAUGCCCUUCCUACCGAUGAUCUGUGUACUGAGAAUGCAAUCAUGCUCAGGCGCUACAACCGCUAUCCUCUUAUUGUUGACCCCUCAGGCCAGGCCACAGAAUUCAUCAUGAAUGAAUAUCGUGAGCGCAAGAUCACCAAGACAAGCUUUUUGGAUGAUGCAUUUCGCAAGAACCUGGAGAGUGCUUUGCGUUUUGGCAACCCAUUGCUUGUUCAGGAUGUAGAGAGCUAUGACCCCAUCUUGAACCCAGUACUAAACCGAGAGUUGCGCCGCACAGGAGGUCGUGUGCUAAUCACCCUUGGAGACCAAGACAUUGAUUUGUCUCCAUCCUUUACCAUCUUCUUGGCCACCAGAGACCCCAAUAGGGAUUUCCCACCUGACCUAUGCUCUCGAGUGACAUUUGUCAACUUUACUGUCACGCGCAGCAGUCUGCAGAGCCAGUGCCUCAAUCAGGUGUUGAAAACAGAGCGACCUGAUGUAGAUGAAAAACGCUCAGAUCUUCUGAAACUGCAGGGUGAGUUCCAAUUGCGACUGCGCCACCUGGAGAAGUCAUUAUUGCAGUCCCUCAAUGAUGCUAAAGGCAACAUUUUGGAUGAUGACAGCAUCUUGACUCACUUAGAGACACUGAAGCAUGAAGCAGCUGAGGUGGCGAAGAAGGUUGAGGAAACAGAUGAGGUCAUGGCUGAGGUAGAGACAACCUCUCAGCAGUACGUACCACUGGCUCAGAGCUGCAGCAGCAUCUACUUUACUCUAGAAGCUAUGCAGCAGGUGCACUUCCUGUACCAGUAUUCCCUGCAAUUCUUUUUGGAAAUCUUCCAUGCAGCCCUGAACAGUGAGGGUCUGGUGGGCCUCAAAGACUAUGCUGCUCGUCUCUCCAUCAUAACAUCCAGUCUCUUUAGGGAGACGUAUGCACGUGUUGGACGUGGCAUGCUGUACCAGGAUCGCAUCACUUUUGCCAUUCAGCUGUGCCGUAUCCACCUAGAAGGUUCAGUCAGUGAAGGAACUUACGAUAAUGAGUUUAACCACUUCCUGCGGAGUCAGGAGGGAAUGCUGAUGGACAAGGCUGGUCCAGUAGCUUCUGGUCUGACCCAGCAACAGCAAGCAGCAGCAGCACGUCUCAGCAAAUUGCCUGCAUUCCGAAAUAUCCUUCAGGAGAUUAAGAACAAAGUGGAUUUCCAGUCAUGGGUGGAUUGUGCCAAGCCUGAAGCUGACAUUCCACAACUCUGGACUGAAGACAAGGCAUUGAGUCCUGUUGGCAAAGCAGUAAAUGGACUACUGGUUAUUCAAGCCUUCAGGCCUGACCGACUCAUUGCCAUGGCACGAAUAUUUGUUGAGAAGGCCUUGGGCACAGAGUUUGUGCAGAUCACAGAGAGGGAGCUGGAUCUUGGCAACAUCGUGGAGACUGAGAUGAAGGGUAACAUUCCAGUGCUGAUGUGCUCAGUGCCAGGAUUUGAUGCCAGCGCUCGUGUGGAUGAUCUGGCUGCUGAACUUGGCAAGCAGAUGACCUCCAUUGCUAUAGGAUCUGCUGAGGGAUUCUCACAGGCAGAGAAGGCCAUUAACUCUUCUAGCAAGUCCGGUCGCUGGGUGCUUCUUAAGAAUGUACAUCUUGCUCCGCAGUGGCUGGUGCAGCUGGAAAAGAAGCUGCACAACCUGGCUCCACAUCCAGGCUUCAGGCUUUUCCUUACCAUGGAAAUAAACCCCAAGUUGCCAACUAACCUACUGCGGGCAGGGCGUGUGUUUGUGUUUGAGCCUCCACCUGGUGUCUCCGCCAAUUUGAUGCGUACUUUCAGCACCGUACCUGCUUCUAGGAUGUGCAAGGCACCUAAUGAACGAGCACGUCUCUACUUCCUACUUGCCUGGUUCCAUGCCAUCCUUCAAGAACGCAUGCGCUACACCCCACUGGGGUGGGCCAAAAAGUAUGAGUUCACAGAAUCAGACCUUAAAGUUGCCUGUGACACACUUGACGUCUGGAUUGACUCUGUUGCCAUGGGCCGUACAAACUUGCCACCAGAGAAAGUCCCAUGGGAGGCCUUACGCACUCUUCUGUCCCAGUGCAUUUAUGGAGGGAAAAUUGACAAUGACUUUGACCAGCGCCUUCUGAACACCUUUGUCAACAAAUUGUUCACACCUGAAAGUUUUGAUAGCAACUUUGUCCUGGUGCGUAAUGUGGAUGAGAUACCAGGCAGGCAUAUUGGAAUGCCUGAUGGUGUCAGACGAGAGCAGUUUGUGCAGUUUGUGGACAACAUGGAAGGCCCACAGACUCCAUCAUGGCUGGGUUUGCCCAACAAUGCUGAGAAAGUGCUGCUUACAACCUAUGGCAGUGACAUGAUUGCUAAGUUAAUGCGCAUGCAACUGCUAGAAGAAGCUGAUAUUGACUUUGGGGGAAAGACCUCGCCAGAUGAGGCAGAGCGCCGACUGGCAGAUGGGCGGCCAGCAUGGAUGAGAACCCUACACACCUCUGUCACCACUUGGCUGAAACUUGUGCCCCAGGCCCUGGGAACAAUGAAGCGAACAGUGGAGAACAUCAAAGACCCGCUGUUUCGCUACUUUGAGCGUGAGGUUAACACAGGAGCUCGCCUCUUGUCAGAUGUGCGCAGAGACUUGAACGACGUCAUGCAAGUUUGUCAGGCCGAGAAGAAGCCUACCAACCAUCAUCGCUCAAUGAUGGCAGAUUUGGUCAAGGGAAUCAUCCCCGAGUCCUGGCGUCGCUACACAGUACCAGGGGGUCUGACAGUCAUCCAGUGGAUCACAGACUUCAGUCUCCGUGUCAAGCAGCUCCAGGCCAUUGUACAGGCUUCUCAGGCAGCCAGCUCUCGGGAACUUAAGAACCUCAAUGUAUGGCUUGGUGGUCUUUUCAUCCCUGAGGCCUACAUUACAGCCACUCGCCAGUUUGUGGCGCAGGCCAAUAGUUGGUCUCUGGAGGAGCUGUACCUUGAUGUGAGAGUGCUAGAUAAGCCAGAGGUCCUUGAUGACUGCAGCUUUGGGAUUACAGGCUUGAAGUUAAAGGGAGCUGUGUGCAAAGAUAAUAGACUACAGCUGUCUACUACCAUCUCCACAGACCUCAAGCUGACAGUUCUGCGCUGGAUCAAGCUGGAUGGCAACAAAGACCUGGCUGCCAGUCGUGUAACCUUGCCUGUUUAUCUCAAUGCUACAAGAGGACAGCUGCUCUUUACACUCGACUUCGAGUCAGCCGAGAAAAUGGAAAGCAAAGAUCACCGUUUCUAUGAACGUGGUGUGGCUAUCAUUUGUUCAGAUCUUAGCUAAAUGAUGAGGCAGGAAGUUCAUCAACAUCUUUACAAUCACUCUUGUGUAAUACAAGUCAAGAGACAUUGUUGUGAUUUGCACAAUAGGUGACCUUUGUAAUUUCAACUAGUAGUCUGCUGUAAAACUCUUAUAAAAAAUAAAAUGAGAACCAGUCAGUGGUGAACUUGCAUAGUUUAUAAAGUGAUAUCUUUUCAUAAAAAUCUUUAUCCUGGAUCCAUUUAAUAACUGAACUUGUAAAGCUCUUUUCUUCAUGUGGAUAUGAGCUCAGUGUACUGCACACGAAAGACUACAAGCAUCCUAAUGGUCAACCAUACAAGAAACAUUGAUUAUGCAAUGUGUAGUUCAAAUUAAAAUUGUAGAUUAGGCAACAAUGUAUUUUGAACUUGGGAAGGAAAACAAGAUACAGAGAACAAGCAUGAAAAAUACUUAAGGACAACCCAAUAUGAAACCAUGGUUUUUUUCUGGAAUGGCACUGUGAAUUGGGGAUUGACGGAUGUCUGACAUUAUUUUGCAACCAUUGUAUCCUAAAUGUGAAGGUUUCUUGAUGUUUGAUAUUUUUUUAGUUGUUGUUGUUGUUGUUUGUUUUUUUUAGACCAUACUGCUUCAUGCAAAUGAUUUCUUUUUCUUAAGCAGCUUUUUCUUCUGACAGUUGAACUAAAAGAUUUCUGCAGUAAUGUAGUUUGUGAUCUUAAGGGAUUUUUAAAAAUUAUUUUAUAUGUCAAUGUUUUCAUCAUUGGCUACUUAACAUAUUAAAUGACUUCAUGGUCCUUGUCAUACAUUUGUGCAUUAAAACUGCUUAGUAAACACU
This is a messenger RNA of Pomacea canaliculata, 14884 nucleotides long. RefSeq names its product cytoplasmic dynein 1 heavy chain 1-like. Gene Ontology annotation, cellular component: dynein complex. Gene Ontology annotation, biological process: microtubule-based movement. Gene Ontology annotation, molecular function: ATP hydrolysis activity; ATP binding; dynein intermediate chain binding. Lineage: Eukaryota; Metazoa; Mollusca; Gastropoda; Architaenioglossa; Ampullariidae. The record is from RefSeq and is a predicted model, not a curated record.